Molecule: messenger RNA, 1825 nt
Organism: Onychostoma macrolepis
Lineage: Eukaryota; Metazoa; Chordata; Actinopteri; Cypriniformes; Cyprinidae
Gene: hoxb6b
Product: homeobox B6b
Exons: 2
Coding region: 569-1243 (224 amino acids)
Biological process (GO): anterior/posterior pattern specification; regulation of transcription by RNA polymerase II
Cellular component (GO): nucleus
Molecular function (GO): DNA-binding transcription factor activity, RNA polymerase II-specific; RNA polymerase II cis-regulatory region sequence-specific DNA binding
Source: RefSeq, a predicted model, not a curated record
GGUAAAGGUCAGUACAACUUCGUGUUGGAAAGCAAAAGUCCGUCUGUGCGUCUCUGAAAUGCUCUUGUGCACAUGAAUUGAGCCAAUUAUGUCUGCAUACAGAUUUUGCAAAUUAUCAGCAAUGGACAUUUUUGAAUGAAGACAAAGUCUAAAUGAAAAUGACGUGCAUUUGAUUUCGAUUGAGAAAAUGUGGAGGGGAAAUUAAUUAUUAACCUCAUACUCCUAUAAAAUAAUAAUUUAUUUAUAUUAUUGCGUUAUGUUUCUAUAUGUUGUUGUUUUUUUUUCUUCGCAAAACGGUGAAAAACACUUGCGUCUGAGUGUUCUGAUAUGCCCUGGGGAUUCCAUUCUGUGCAACAAGAGGGCCCCCACCUCACACGUUAUCCUGUAGUCAGAAGUGCUCAGGAUUGGUCAGGCACUGAUCAGCUGGUCCGUUUCCCCGCGGUCUCAGAUUGGCACCUCGCCACCCCCCUUCGGCUAAAACCAAAUCUCAGAUAAAGUAAUGGCAAAAACCACUUGGACUAUAAAACACAACAAAUCAUAACACUCGGACAAUAACACUGGCCACCCCAUGAGUUCCUAUUUCGUCAACUCAACUUUUCCCGUGUCUCUACCCGGAGGACAGGAGUCUUUCUUGGGUCAGAUACCGCUAUAUUCCUCUGGAUAUACAGAUCCUUUAAGACAUUAUCCAAGCGCUACGUUCGGAGCUACCAAUGUCCAGGACAAGGUUUACACCUCCUCGUAUUACCAGCAAGCUGGGGGCGUUUUUGGGAGAAGCGGAUCCACCAGUGCUUGUGACUACACAACACCCAACAUUUACCGAACCGCGGACCGCUCGUGCGCUAUCGGAGGUCUGGAAGACUCGCUGGUCCUAACCCAAGACCAGUGCAAGACGGACUGCACUGAACAGGGUGCAGAGAGAUAUUUUAACAGUGAAGACAAACCGUGUACACCGGUUUACCCGUGGAUGCAGAGGAUGAACUCAUGUAAUGGAAUGCCUGGCAGCACUGGCCGCAGGGGUCGUCAAACCUACACUCGGUUUCAGACUCUUGAACUGGAAAAGGAGUUCCACUUUAACAGAUAUUUGACCAGAAGACGAAGAAUUGAAAUAUCGCACGCUCUGUGUUUGACGGAACGACAGAUAAAGAUAUGGUUCCAGAACCGUAGAAUGAAAUGGAAAAAGGAGAAUAAAGUGCUGAACUCCGAAAAGGUCAGCGAAGAGGAGGAUGGUGGAAAGGCGGGAUAAAUGUUAAAAAGGAGCUCACGACGAAGCCCUAGAAACAUUGUACAUAACAUGUAGCCUGUAGUUUUAAUUAAUAAGUACUGGUCUGUCCAACAAGAAAAAACUACCUAAUAAGUUUUAUGUUGACAUAACAAAGCUUCAAGAGAAGACUUUCUUUUUCAUUAAAACAGGCGUCUGUAAAGACGGUAAAAGAUAUAUGGGAGGUGCUUUUACCACUGUUAUAUAUUUUGCGGUAUUUGGCCUAUUUAAACUAAUAAGACAAAUGUUUUCUCGCUGUUUGAACAUUCUAAUGCCUAUAAUUUGAAAGAAAACACGUCCAAAGUUUAAAACUUUGGGAUUAAAGGUCUUACACUGAAUAUGUAUUUCAGUCCGUUGUGUGCUAAAAAAGCAGAAAAUGGGACAUUUUGAUGCUUAAUUUAUUGGGUCGUCACUUUUGUGUGUGUGUAUGUGAAUGCACUAAGAAUAAUACGUUAUCAUACUUUGUUAGCAAUGUCAUUUUGUCAAUAAAAUGAUUGUUUAACAAAUAAUGUGGUUCAUUUUUCUUUGUGUACAUGAGCAUCUGACAUAAUGAGCCAGAGACAUUUU